AUGUCCGAGGCCUUCUCUCUGUGGCAAGAGCGACCGGAGAAGCUCUUCCCUUCCCGCGAACGGAAGAGUAAGGAAACGGUCACCCAAGACGACACCUCCGACGCCCAUCCCACCACGAGAUGGAUCCAGGAGCAGAAUCGCAUCACCAGCAGCUCUUCGCGCACAGACGAACUCGACGAGUACGGCAUUCCCAUACAUCCCUCCCAGUACCAUAUAAAGUCUGCCAAACGCAACUCAGCGCUGCCUCACUCUCCCAGCUUGGCCUCCUCUUCAGCCUUCAGGCCGUCUCCAUCUUCUCGUGGUCUGCUCGGUCCCUCGUCUGCUCGUGAAAACCCAUCAACAGACGUUCGCACAUCGCCAUCACUCUCGACGAAUCCAUUGCCCCUUGAACCGUCGGUAUCGCUCUCCCACAUCAAGCCACAGCCCGACGAUGCAGACGAAGACGAGUCGAUCGGUUUGCUUCUGGGUCAAUCCAAAAGGCGACGCGGUCGCAAGGACUCCUAUUCAUCCUUUGGCAGUUCUGUGCUUCCCGUCCCUCUCUUCGCCUCGAACGCGCGCUACAACACACACGCAGGCAGCAACAGCGGGCUCGCACAGUCCAGGCAAGCCUUCCCGCCCAAGCAAGGCCGGUCCGCAUAUCCUCCUAGCAACCAUUCCGGCGCAGCCCCAACAUCUCGACAUCUGGCACCUCCUCCCAUCGAGUCCUCAGCUCAACAGCUCUCACAAACGGAUGCAUCGCACACGCGUCAGCGCCAUCAAUCCAAUGCGGUCGCCUCGCGGCCGUCUGGCUUCGAUCUCGACAGUUGGCUCAGGACGUCGCAAGCGCCUGCUCCCCUCAGAACAUCUCCUAGUCUCGGAACCCUCGCGACGUUCGAUUCCCCAGAACAGCCUCACCGGGCGGGAGCCUUCAGCGAGGCUGGCAACCGUCGUCGACGUCGACAGGCUGGUUCAGCGUCCGGUCUCAGUGCGGGUGUGCUGAGUGCCGGUCCCGAGUCUCCACGCAGCCGCAGAAAGGCAAGCGCAACCUCCAGUCGACGCGACGCGAGCGGCUACUCUUCCCUCGCGCCUGACCAUCCGGCUCUCACGGCUACUCUCGAGCUCAACAGGGAAGCUGGGUCUCGUACCAUCGACACCAUCGAAGAGUGGCGCGCCAAGUCUGGUUCCUCGUCCACACUGAAUGCUGCGGGCCCUUCGUCCACCCAGGUUCCAGAUCGCGCCGACGACGGCGGCGAGCCGUCGGAUCUGGUACCCCGCCGUCGACGCAAGAGCUCGGUGAAAUCCAGCUCGCGUCCUGUGUCCAUGGACGGUCCACCGCCUCCGCUCCCAUCCAUCCCUCCCACAUUCACCGCAGCAUCCAUCACCUCCAGAACCGGCCGUCGACGAAGAAAGGACACCGAAACGUCCCUGGCCGAUCUCCUCUCGCCAGACAGGGCACACUCCGCGCACCGCAAGCCAACAUCGGCCUCGCCAAAAGCGCCUGCUCUACCGCCCGCCUUGCGCGAUCUCUACGCGCUGUCUGGUGUGGGCUCGCAGGCAGAAACGCCCGUACGUCGUCUCAUCCGCUGGCUGGCCAAGGAGCAGCUCAAGGCGAGCAUCGUACCGCUCGUACUGCUGGCAUCUUUUCUCGUUCGCUGGAUCGUAGCGAGGGGUGAUUGGAGUGGUCGCGGUGUCGGACCUAUGCACGGCGAUUUUGAGGCGCAACGUCACUGGAUCGAGCUCACUCUGCAUCUGCCCACGUCAAGGUGGUACUUCUACGACUUGCAGUAUUGGGGGCUCGACUACCCGCCUCUCACAGCGUGGGUUAGUUUGGCCUGUGGCUAUGCUUCCAGGCUAUUUCAAUCGACGCAGGCCGGGUUUGCGUUCGAGACAUCACGGGGGAACGAAGAUUCGGCGACGGUCACCUUCAUGCGCGCCACGGUCGUGGUUGGCGAUCUGCUAGUCUACCUCCCUGCCAUCGCGCUGUAUCUCGGUCGCAAAUUCGAAGGACGCGGAAGACGAACGCAAGCCAUCGCGCUGCUUUCCAUCUUGCUCCAGCCUGCGCUCAUCCUCGUCGACCACGGGCACUUUCAGUACAACAGCAUCAUGCUGGGGUUCAGUGCGGCGUGUUUUGCGCUCCUGCACACGACUCUGCCGCAUCCGGAUGCUGUCGCUGCUUCGUCGUCGACGACGACGGUGCGGGCGCGUAGGCAGGCGGUGGCGGACCUCUCGCGUCGCCUCAGCUACGAGUACAUUACGGCGGCGGUAUUCUUCUGCCUCAGCCUGUCGUUCAAGCAGAUGGCGCUGUACUACGCGCCUGCCGUGUUCGCCGUCAUGCUCGGCCGGUGCAUCGGCCUAGCCCGGAUCGACUCGGAACGUGGGCUCACGCUCUUCAUCGGCCUCGGUCUCGCGGUGAUCCUGACGUUCGGAGUCGUGUUCGCUCCGUGGUUGACCAGUCUGGAGCAGGUGGGGCAGGUGGUGCAUCGCAUCUUCCCGCUGGCGCGCGGGCUGUUCGAGGACAAGGUGGCCAACGUCUGGUGCUUCGUCUCGGUGUUGCCGCUGCCGGCACGGUUCAAGUUGAAGAACGUCGUGGCGGCCAAGGCGUUGGCGAGGCUGAGUUUGGUGGUGACGUUGGUGGCGAUCUUGCCGGGAUGCUGUUUGCUGUUUUGGGCGGCUAGUCAGACGGCCAAGAUGGAGAUGAUGGUGGCGCAGGAGAUGGUGCAGACGGGGACAAGCGGGGGUGGGAAGCUGUUGGAGAGCGUCGCGGGAAGUGCGAGGGAUGCUAAGGGAGGUGCGUCGCAUCGAUCGGGUGGCGUUCGCAGUCGAAGGUCUCCUUCUGUGGUUGGAUCGGUUGCUGGUGCACCGGCGCGGUCCGAGAUCGAAUCGCUGCUCGCAGGGUCGGUUUCCAAGUCGCUCAGCGGUCGCAUCAGCCACGCCGGACCGAUCCACGAACACCUCGCCGUCUCGCACGACUCUGACUAUCCGCACAACGCUGCCGGCGCAGACGCCCGUCCCGUGGCGUCGACGUUGCCGUCACCAGCUGCGCAGAUGCUGGCGUACGGUCUGAUCAGCGUUUCGUCCGCCUUCUUCCUGUUCGGCUUCCAGACGCACGAAAAGUCGAUCCUCUUACCACUGCUACCGAUGACACUCCUCCUGGGUGCCAAGGGCGAUACGUGGGGGGGUCAAAUCACCGCUGCGCGCGAUUGGCAGUGGAGCGUAUGGCUCAACAACAUGGCCACCUUCUCCCUCUUCCCCUUACUCAAACGGGACGGUCAGGCUCUGCAGUACGUCGUCCUCACUUUGACCUGGAAUUGGCUCAUCGGCAACCUCGAAGUUCCCUUCAACCCUUUGGUCAGCAUCCGACUUGCGGCGAGCAGAAAGGCGUCGUUCUUCCGACGCCUCAGCAUCGUCACGUAUGCAGCGGCGGUGGGGUUGCAUCUGGUGGAGGUGGUGGCGCCGAGGAUGCUGCCAGGGUUGCAGGGGAGGGUGUGGGCGAGGUAUCCGGACAUCUAUCCUGUGCUGAACGUGCUGCUGACGACGCCGUGCUUUGCGGUGGUGUACGUUUGGGCGUUGGUGAGACAGGUUCAGGUGGCAUUCGCGAAUGGCUGGGAGGUGUCCCUCUUCGCCACCAGCAGCAGGAAAUCACAGAAGGGCGCGAAGAGUUUGUAA
Molecule: messenger RNA, 3645 nt
Organism: Pseudozyma hubeiensis SY62
Lineage: Eukaryota; Fungi; Basidiomycota; Ustilaginomycetes; Ustilaginales; Ustilaginaceae
Product: glucosyltransferase
Exons: 1
Coding region: 1-3645 (1214 amino acids)
Biological process (GO): protein N-linked glycosylation
Cellular component (GO): endoplasmic reticulum membrane
Molecular function (GO): dolichyl pyrophosphate Man9GlcNAc2 alpha-1,3-glucosyltransferase activity
Source: RefSeq, a predicted model, not a curated record